Fonsecaea nubica is the source of this 4773-nucleotide messenger RNA. RefSeq lists its product as hypothetical. The coding region runs from base 1 to 4773 and encodes 1590 amino acids. Gene Ontology annotation, cellular component: cell cortex; mitochondrion. The transcript is spliced from 2 exons. Gene Ontology annotation, molecular function: tubulin binding; phospholipid binding. Gene Ontology annotation, biological process: dynein-driven meiotic oscillatory nuclear movement; microtubule cytoskeleton organization; establishment of mitochondrion localization. The record is from RefSeq and is a predicted model, not a curated record. NCBI's taxonomy places the organism in Eukaryota, Fungi, Ascomycota, Eurotiomycetes, Chaetothyriales, Herpotrichiellaceae.
AUGGCUACUGCGCAAGUAGUACCCGGCGAUGAUUCUUUCAACUAUGGCCUGCACACCUCCAUGGAUGACUCGGCAGAUCCUUUUGUCGACGAUGGCCAGUCACGACAGCCAUUUCACGGCCACCGCUACUCCAGCUUGGUCGACCCCGAGUCCAUAGCGUUGGGCAUCAGCAUGUCCCCUUCUCAAGUCAAACGGAGCCUCAUAGCGCACAUUGCUGAAACCGAGCGACGCUUGCAAGACGCCCAAAAGCUGGGGGAGUCUCUCUUGUUACAGCAGUCGGAACUCAAUGACAAGCUGCGCGAAGUAGAAGAACAACAAGGCGAGGCAGAGAUUACCCCGGAGCUGCGCCAAAGGCUGGCUGAUCUAGAAAAGGAACACAACGAUGUGGGGAAAGAAAUUGCGAGGGCACUUCUUGGGCCAAAGUCCAGAGCUGUCAGCGGAGAAGAAAAACCCGGCAUGGAACAAGCCAUCUACUCCAGCCAGGCGACAGCAUCUCCUUCAAAAGUCAUGGCCCCUAGCCGGCGUCAGCGCAAUCAACCAAGCAAUCGAGGCGAUGAUCUACAAUUUGCGGCCGAUAUCAGUACCUCUUUGCUCGCCCAGGUUCGACAGUUGCAAAGUGCCGUAGCGGAACGAGAUGAGCUCCUGAAAGAGGUCAAGUCCGAACGUGACCGCCUGGAGAAAGAUGCCACUCUUUUCUCACAGCGGCUGCGAGCCUUGGACGAGAGCGAACAAAAAUACAAGGAUGAGAACUGGAACCUUGAAACCCAGACGCAUGAGUUGCUGGCAGCGGCUCGUGAAGCCGCCGACCGCGAAAAACGGCUCACUGCAAGUCUGGCUGCUGCUACCGCCGAGAAAAGCCGGACACAGAGCGAAAUGGACGAAGUGAGAGCAGCUCAUGAAAAGUUGACUGCUGAUCAUGCCGCUGCUAAAAAGGCAUACGAUUCCGAGCUGCACACUCUCAAGCGCACAAUAGAUUUGGGCGACAGUGAAAGGUCAUCGUUACAGCACAAGAUUGACGAGUUGACAUCACAAAAUCAGGAGCUUGCCCGAGCUGUCGCUGCUCGCCUGCGCAGUGCUCAGCCGGAUGCCGUUACUGCGAAUCAAGAGCAGGAGGAGGACCUGAGAGACCUUGAAUCCCUUGAACAUUCGCCACCUCCGUCCCCUACCAAGGCUACUCCAAGGCCAGGGGCUUUGGAAUCCGAGACUCUGCGUAGCUCGUUACAUCAUGCCCAUCGGAUGAUUCAAAACCUCAAGAACAACAUUCAUCGUGAGAAAACCGAAAAAAUUGAGCUCAGACGCAUGCUUCAGGAUGCCCGCGAUGAACUUGAGCAACGACGUGGAGAUGGUUCCCUGGGAAGUGCAAGCAAACGCCAAAAGCCCAAGCCUGAUGCUUUCAAGAAGCCAGUCCGGCCUGAUAUGCUGGGUGGCAGCCGACGGGCGCGGACCGACGUCGAACUCGAAGACGAUGAUUGGGAAGAUCAUGCGAUCGAGACACCGAGUCGUGCAGUCAGUCAAAAACACUUGACCGUGCCGUCUGCUAGUGAAGGUAUUACUGAUGCAAGCGAUGCAUACCAAACUGCGAAUGAGACAGAGAACAAUUUCGAAACCGCGGACGAGAGACAUGCGACAGAGAGCGAGGACUUCCAAACGGGUGCGGAAAGUCUGGCAGGCGACAGUACAGACGACCUUACCGAGACAGAAGAUACUGCCUCGCAUGGUCGACGGACGGGCUAUGCUCGUCGUUCAAGACCCAGCCUCACAUUCAAGCCUGCUGGAGAUCGACAGUCCUUCAUUAGCACUGCCUCAACCUCUGCCGGUGAAGAGGAAGAAGCCCUCAAAACGCCUGUGGUUACCCAAGCUCACAAAUUCCGACUCCGAAACGGACGACAAUCAUUCGCUCGCCAGUCCAGAGUACCAACCGACAGCACACCGACAAAUCUGUACUCAGACAAUCUGUCCCAAGACUCCCCGGCCACGGUCACCAGUGAUCGUAGUCCACCAGCUGCUGAACAGAGUCUUUUCGCAGAGUUGGGUGGCUUUGACGAGACAGCAAGUUUUGGCACUCCGGGAAGAGCCAGCUUAGCUUCUGUCGCUUCUACACCUGGCGUCCUAAUUCAUACGCCAAGUAGACAGCAUGCACAGCAAGAGACGCCAAAGAGCGCCGUCAAGCAAACCAUGGUCGACGCCGCAACGAAUACAGAGCCAUGGGAACCAGAACGAGAUCUGCCCGUUCAGGCUGGCCGCACAGAAGAAACUCUUGACGAAGUACCUUCUCCUUCCUACGAGAGGGCGGAGUCACCAUUACCCUCUGACUUCCCGUUGCCUCCGACCGUGCCAGCCUCACCAGUCAAGCAUAUAGACCACAGCACCCAGUACACACCCCAGCGAGGAUUACAAGAAAGCCCGAUCAGGAACACUGCAUUUAUCACUCCACCCAAAACCGUUUGGGAUGAAGCCCAGAGUGCAGAUGUGAUUCAAUCCGAGGUUGAUGCUGGAACGCACCCGCGAACACCCACAAGAUUCGAGUAUUCGGGUCUUGUAAUGCAUGAUACCUCGCCAGUGUCCCUGGAGGCCCAGCCUCAGCAGGAGCCUCCGCAAGCCGAGCCAUUCACUUUCUCUGCUAUUGAAUCACAAACCACUGAGCCUGUUCAAACUCCGACAAAACCGGCAGCUAGUGUUGUUACGGCCUCGACACAAGUUGACGACCUUCCAGACCGUCCACGAACAGCGGAACGAGUCGCUGGGGCUGGCCUUCUCGCAUCUGCUGCAGCCGCCUUGGGCUUUAGUAAGUCCAAGGAGGCGCCAAUCCCCACAAUUGCAGAAGAUGAGACAAGGGAGCCAGAGCAGAUGGUGAAGGAGCCCCUUUCUGAGGAGGAUGUUCCUCUGAGAGAUGUGUCCGGCAACAGGGGUCAAUCUCUGCGAACACUGGGGUCGGAAGUGCAGAAAGGGGGCCAAGCAGAACGACCGCGUAUCAACCCCAACCAUGACCAAGGCUCUCAGACGCUGCUUACUGCUGCCGAGAUUGACGAGGCUCUUCGCCCCAGGACUGCAGUUCCCAUAGCAGUUCCACCAAGUGCCGAGGCAGCACAGGAUAUCACCAGCCCUCUCAGCCCGUUGACGCCCACGGAAGAGCCUCUGACGAGUGAUGCGAAUGCACUGUUCAUGAACAAACCAGCUCCCGAAUCAACUGGGGCAGUUCCAAUCUUUGCACCACCACCCAUCAAGCGACCGUCAAGCGCGUCAAGCCAGCGAUUAUCGAGCGCAGCGUCGCACCCACCUCUCCCAGCUGAUCACAAAGAGGCCAUCGCUAAGGCCAGCAGCCGGGUAGCAUCUCCCACCAAAGAACUCGGCGGUUCAAGCCAAACAUCAACGGUUAUGGGCCCACCAGCUUUUCCUGCCUCAGCAAUGCGGCGGCCACGCACUCCAGGCGAGUCUGUGCGGUCUGCUACUCGUGACAGUAAUCAACCACGGACGUCCAAUGUCAGUCGUACCCAACGCGGAACGAUCACUUCUCAAAUAUCCCGCCGAUCCUCAGUCUCCUCGUUCGCCUCUGAAAUAGAUGAACGCUUUAACAUGCACCAGGCAGGACAGGUCGCUGCUCAUGGUUUUGGCACUGAUCCGAGGAUUAUUCAAGCCAUCACACAGACCAUGAUUGGUGAAUUCCUGUGGAAAUAUACACGAAAGGCUGGACGAUCUGAAAUGUCCGAGACCCGUCACCGUCGGUAUUUCUGGGUGCAUCCUUACACCAAGACUCUUUACUGGUCGGACCAGGACCCACAAACAGCCGGCAGGACUGAGCUGAAGGCGAAGAGCGUGCUGAUAGAAAGCGUCCAAGUCGUCCCUGAUGACAACCCCAUGCCACCUGGUCUUCAUCGGAAAAGCCUUGAAGUCAUUACCCCUGGCCGACGUGUGAGAUUUACCGCCAGCACCGGCCAAAGGCACGAGACUUGGUUCAAUGCCCUCAACUAUUUACUCCUCCGCGGUGAAGAAAACAACCAGUUUGCUGUUGGUGGAAAUGACAUUACCCGAGACGACCUGGAAGAGUUCAAUGUGCAUGGUGCUGGUUACGGAGCCGCCUUGAUACCGAACCACAGCCGAAUGAGCCUCUCGAGCUACAACUCCCGCACAACACGAGGCUCGCACCGAACUUCGGCCGUCCAGCGCCAACAACUCGCGCCCGGCGCCGUGGUAGCCAGUAGCACCACCCGUGUCCCUCAAGACUCCAUGAUGAGCCGCACUGCGCCAAACUCGACAGUGCGGCAGAGUCGGGCCGAACAGACUCGAGAACAUGACAACGACCGCACCGUUCGCGCUAGCAGCGCGAGUCGCUUUUCGCGUAUGCUGGGGUCAGUGACUGGACGAACGCCCAAAGCAAGUGAGCCCACAGUCAGCACUCCUACACGAGCUAGCGGCGCAAGGAGUGAAGGGGGUAGUAUCUACGACGCCAGUGUGGUUAGUGAUGGGCGGAAAGAUUCUGCUGAGGAGUUGAGGAGGGAGAUGCUGAGGCAGGAGGAGGCUGCGUGGAAUGGAGGGCUAGAGAAUGUGAGGGCUUGUUGUGAUGGCAAACACGAUGUGUCAACCCUAAGUCACAGUCACCGCCACGCUUCGUCAUUAAGUCACGGGCACAGGAAUCUCGGCUUAAGUAUGAGCCUUCGAGGCUCGGUUCGAAGACGAGACCAGUCCAAUACUCCAGGUCGCGCUACCCCUGCGGCGGCAUCAGCAGUGACCGCAACGACCCCGACGAGACAAGCUGCGGCAGCCACGGCGUCAUAG